AUGGAGGGAAACCUGCUGUCGCCGCACAUCCGCUCCGCCAGCGACAUUGGCGGCUACCCGCAAUGGGUCAUCUCCAGCAGCGGCAGUGGCCGAUCCUCCUCCUCCUCCUCCACCUCUGCUGCCGUUUGCUGGAAGCGCGUUGUCAUUGUCGGCGGCGGCAUCGCCGGAUCCGUCGUCGCCAAGUCCCUCCAGUUCGUCGCCGACGUCGUCCUCAUCGACCAGAAAGAGUACUUCGAGAUAUCAUGGGCCACCAUGCGGUCGAUGGUGGACCCGGCGUUCGCCGACAAGGCCGUCGUCAACCACGUCGACUACCUCGUCAACGCCAAGGUCGUCGUCGCCUCCGCCGUCGACAUCACCGACACCGAAGUUAUCACCUCGGACGGCCGCCAGUUCCCCUACGACUACCUCGUCAUCGCCACCGGCCACUCUGUCUCCUCGCCGCAGAGCCGUAGGGAACGAAUGGACAAGUUCAGAGAGGCCAACGCCAAGAUGAAGAACUCGAGCUCCAUUCUCAUCAUCGGCGGCGGCCCGAGCGGCGUCGAGCUCGCAUCCGACAUUGCGGCCUCCUAUCCGGAGAAGAAGGUGACGCUGGUCCACAGCGGGCCGAGGCUGCUGGGGUUCAUAGGCUCUAAGGCCGGCAGCAAGGCGCUGGAAUGGUUGCGAUCCAAGAAUGUGGACGUGCUCUUGGAGCAGACCAUCGAUUUGGACACGUUCCAGGCGAACAAAGGUGUCUACAUCACGUCGGCCGGAGAGGCGAUCGCCGCCGACGUGCACUACCUCUGCGUGAGAAGGCCCCUGGGCUCGGCGUGGCUCAAGGAGUCGGUGGUGAAAGACUGCUUGGACAAGUACGGGCAGCUCAUGGUGGACGAGCACCUACGAGUCAAGGGCUUCAACAACAUCUUCGCCAUCGGCGACAUCAUCGACGUUCCGGAGCGAAAACAGGGGGUGUUGGCGCAGAGGCACGCGAUGAUCGUGUCGAAGAACUUGAAAGCGCUGAUAAAGGAGGCGAACGGGGGGAAGGAAGCGAAGCUGGGGAAGUACAGGCCAUCCAUGUCGAUCGCGAUGGUGUCGUUGGGGAAGAAGGACUCGGUGGCGCAGCUGCCGUUCACGACCAUGACAGGGCUCCUCCCUGGGUUGAUCAAGAACAGAGAGCUAUUCUUGAGGAAGACGAGGAAGCUGUUGGGGCUAGAUCACGGCUAUACCUUCUUGUGAUGUUGGGCAUGCAGUUGCAAAUCUUGUCUAUGCCAACUUUGUUUGGGUUUGCGUUCAUAAAGAAUUAUGAAUUUCAUACGUAGAGAAAGUUAUUAUUAUUCUGGAGAUGAAUCUCUCAAUUUAUGUACUUCUAAUUUAUUUAGUAGUG
Molecule: messenger RNA, 1360 nt
Organism: Zingiber officinale
Lineage: Eukaryota; Viridiplantae; Streptophyta; Magnoliopsida; Zingiberales; Zingiberaceae
Product: apoptosis-inducing factor homolog B-like
Exons: 3
Coding region: 1-1212 (403 amino acids)
Cellular component (GO): cytoplasm
Molecular function (GO): flavin adenine dinucleotide binding; electron-transferring-flavoprotein dehydrogenase activity
Source: RefSeq, a predicted model, not a curated record